Molecule: messenger RNA, 1664 nt
Organism: Amphiprion ocellaris (clown anemonefish)
Lineage: Eukaryota; Metazoa; Chordata; Actinopteri; Pomacentridae
Gene: ttc4
Product: tetratricopeptide repeat domain 4
Exons: 10
Coding region: 167-1345 (392 amino acids)
Molecular function (GO): Hsp90 protein binding
Source: RefSeq, a predicted model, not a curated record
CCGCACGGAUUUCUAUUCGCGUAGUACCGCACAUCCACAUGUGUAAACAAGACAACUUCUAGAAUACAAGGCGUUUUACAGCUGACAGUCCGGUUAUAGUAACGUUUUGUCACAGUUUCCUAAGAUUUGAAACCACGAACAGCGUUUUAACGUAUUUAGAAUCAAAAUGGCGCAGAGCGACAGCGACGAUGGGAUGGACGAGUUCAUGGACAAGUUCAAGAGCCAGAGGUAUAAAAAUGCCUUCACUGAAAACGACUGGGAAGAGGAGUUCAAUAAAAUCCCCAUGUUCAUGAAAACAGCCCCUGAGGAGAUUGACCCGCAGAAAUACCCAGAACUAGCAUGUCUCCAGAGCAUUAUCCACGAUGAAGACCGACCUCCAGAGGAGCAAGCCAGGUGUCUGAAAGAUGAGGGUAAUGCAUAUUUCAAAGAGAAGAACUACGAGAAGGCCGUAGUGUCCUACUCAGCAGGUCUGAAGAAGAAAUGUGGGGACCAGGAGCUCAACGCUGUUCUCCUCACUAACCGAGCUGCUGCACACUUCUAUCUGGGUAACAUGCGUUCUGCACUGAAUGAUGCUGCAGCUGCAAAGAAGAUCAAACCAGACCACCUGAAAGCCUUGAUCAGAGGUGCUCAGUGUUGUAUUGAGCUGCGUAACUUUCCAGACGCCCUCCAGUGGUGUGACGAGGGGCUCAAGGCCCAUCCGACUGACAAGAAGUUGUUGGAGCUGAGAGCAACAGCAGAUAAACACAAAAGAGCAGCGGAGAGAGAUGCCAGGAAAGCUAAGGUCAAAGAAAAGAAGUUGCAUGGUCAGAAAGAAGCUCUUCUGGCUGCUAUAAAGGAUCGGGGCGUCAAACUCUUCCAGUCUAUGGGGCCUCGUCAGCACGGUUCAGAAGGUGAGGAGGAGGAGGAGGAACGCUCUUCAGCAGCGAUAGCACAGCUGAGUCUGGACGGCCUCAACUCUCAGGAGGUCACCGGGGCUCAGGUCUUCCUGGACGAUCAGGGCCUUCUGCACUGGCCUGUUCUCUUCCUCUACCCCGAACAUCAGCAGAGUGAUUUCAUCUCAGCCUUCUGCGAGAACAACUGUUUCGUAGACCACCUGGCGGUCAUGUUUGAAGAACUUCCCCCUUGGGACACGGACAGAAAAUACCUCCCACAAAAUCUGCAGCUCUUCUUUGAAGAUGUGGAGAAGGAGAAAUUCUAUCAAGUUGACCCAGAGACGUCACUUUUGAGAACACUGCAGCAUAAAAGGUUUUUCGUGAAGGGAGGAACUCCCAGCUUCAUCGUGUUGGUUAAUGGCUCAUCGUUCUGGAAGCAGUUUUUAUCAGGAAAGAAAAUCCAUCGAUUGUAAAAACACGGGCCUUCAAUUCUUGGACUAGGUUUUUAAGGAAGAAUAAUGAGGCAAAAAGGCUUUAUGUGGCACCAAAGUCCGUGUGAAUGAAUAUAAAAUGUGUGCUUUCUUAAAGAAAUCCAUUUGGAUGCUUUGUUUCUUUCUGUACAAAUGUAACAUUUCAGAGUGAAAACCAUGAAAAGAAAUUUUAAUGAAGCACUUCAUAAACAGUCAAAGAAAAUGACAUCAUGAAGAUGAAUUAAAUAGAGAGCACCAAAACUGGAAUCAUGUAGACUAAUUAUGUAAGUACUUUUAAAAAUAAAUGGAAAAAGACAGCAAA